Messenger RNA from Alligator mississippiensis (American alligator), 5376 nucleotides. RefSeq lists its product as uncharacterized. Lineage: Eukaryota; Metazoa; Chordata; Crocodylia; Alligatoridae. Gene Ontology annotation, cellular component: cytoplasm. The transcript is spliced from 15 exons. Bases 2816 to 4849 code for a protein of 677 amino acids. The record is from RefSeq and is a predicted model, not a curated record.
UUCCCAGGGCCUGGUCACCCAAUUGGCUACAGAGGCAGAGGGGGAGGAAGGAGAGACUCUGACUCCCUCUGACUGCAAGCAGCCCCUGGCCAUUGAGGAAACCAGCGACCUGGAGGUGGGGUUAAGUGACAGUCCCGGGGAGGAGUCUGGUCAGUCAGUGGCAGAGGAAACAGACUCUUGGGGAGAAGUUGGAGGACGCCCCUGAGGGUGGGGGUGCACUACUUACAGGAGCACCUGAGCUCCCUGCUGAUUGCUUAGCGGGGAGGAGGAGUUCACGCAGGAGGUUCUGGCGGACCCCAGCUUGGAGGAACUCCGGCAGAGGGCUCAGGAGUCGGAGACGGAGUUCACCCCAGAAAAGAGGGAACAGGUGGUCUGGGACAAGGGACUCCUUUAUCGGUCGUGGAUACCGAAGAACCUGGCCGAGACCUGGGAGCCCUCUCGCCAGUUCGUAGUACCUCAAAAGUUCAGGCAGCAAUUGUUUUCCUCAGUUCCUGAUUAAGCUUGUGCCGGUCACAUAGGCAGGGAACGGACGCACCAGCGGCUGCAGGCGAACUUCUCUUGGCCCAGGAUUGCCCAGAACGUGACGGACUACUGCAAAUCCUGUGAGACGUGCCAGCGGACGGGCAAGAGUGGGGGCAAACAAAGAGCUCCCCUACAGCCCCUCCCGAUCAUCGAACAACCUUCCUACAGAGUGGGUAUAGACAUUGUGGGCCCGCGGAGACAUCGGACCUGCAGAGGGAAGAAAUGUAUCCUGACUCUGGUGGACUUUAGGACACGGUACCCGGUGGCAGUUGCCUUAACCUCCACCGAGGCACCAGUAGUUGUGAAUGCCCUGACUAACAUCUUCUUCCAGCUGGGUUUCCCCUCCGAGAUCCUGACUGACCGGGGUGGGAACUUCCUGGCCGAGGUGAUGAAGUGCUUGUGGGAGUGCUGUGGGGUGAAACACCUUAAGACCACAGCCUACCAUCCUCAACCAAAUGGGCUGAUGGAAAGGUUUAAUGGGACCUUGAAUGGGAUGCUAAAGGCCUAGGUGGCCUCUAAUCCCAAUGACUGGGAUGAGAAACUGCCUCAUCUGCUCUUUGCCUACCGGGAGGUGCCCCAGGAGUCCACUGGGUUCUCACCCUUCGAGUUGAUGUUCGGGAGGCGAGUUCAAGGUCCUCCCGAUUUGGUGAGAGAGGAGUGGAAAGGGAAGAUCCCUUCCACAAAGACCUGCGGUGGAGCAUGUGCUUAACUUUUGUCAGAAACUGACUGACAUGAUGAAGGUGGCACGAGACUCCCUGGCCCAGGCGCAGGAGAAGCAGAGUGUCUGGUAUGAGAAAAAGGCUCGCUUGCGUACCUUCGAGCGAGGCGACAAGGUCAUGGUGUUCCUGCCACUAAAAGCGCACAAGCUGCAAGUGGCCUGGGAGGGUCCCCAGCUCAUCCUGGACAGGUUGGAGGAUGUGAGUUAUGUGGGAAGCAAGAGCAGGUCACAAAAGACGCCUAAGGUAGUGCAUGUGAACAUGCUGAAACCCUACAUCGACUGAGGGGAGACGGUGUUCUGGGUUUCCCCAGCUGACAGCUCACCCGAGGACCCGGAGGAGCCGGUUAUGCAUGGUGACUGGGAUGAAGAGGCAAGGAUAGAGGAACUCCACCGGCCGGAUCAUCUGCUGUCCCAGGACAAAGACAAGCUGCUCACCGUACUCAAGGACUACGAGACAGUGUUCUCCAACAAACCAGGGUCAAGAGCUGUCAGGGGCAAGGUUCCUACUGCUGCUGGUGCAUUGCAUGAGAUGGGAGCUGAGCAAGGGGCCAGGCUGCAGCCAAUAAGAAAGACCGGGAAGAAGAGAGCGGUGGGUGCAGAUGACUGGCAGGCCUGGACGGCAUAUCAUUCAAACUGCUGUGCUGAACUGGUCAGGAGGGUGCAGCAAUGGCCAGGCUUGCAGAGAUGUGCCGUGCAGUUGCUGGACCGCAGAGGCCACCAGCGAGGCUGAGGCAUGGUGAGGCAGGCUGUGGAGAUGCUGCUGGAGAGGGAAACGUAGCAGUCUCAUAACAAUCCUUACCCAGGAGUGCUGACCAUCCUAAAGAGUAAUCAUCAGGCGCCGUUUGGAGAGCGACAGCAGAACCGGUUUCGUGGAGGAUUUCGCUCUGCGAUCUCUCAGCCCGGAGUGAGCAGGUCAGGAUCGGUCCUUGGGCAACGCUGCCGGAGACGCCGGCAGGGGUCGAGCUGGGAGGGGAGCGAGGGGCUCUUGUGCUUUCAGGCCUGUGGCCCGCGUCCAGAGAAAGUGCGACGCAUCAAGACGGAGCCGACAGGACCCUGCCCUUGGCGUGAGGGGCUGAGUAACGCUCCCUGCAGUCAUGUGUGUAGGGUGCAGGAGCUGGGCAUGCUCUGGAUGCCACCCCCUGCUGAGGCCAUGAUGAGAAAUGUUUCUCCUUGAACUCUGCAUGUUUUAUCUCCAAUCCAGAACAUCAUUUCUCACACUGGUGUCGUACCUCUUCCCAAAGCUGUUGGGUGGCAGGAAAGGGCCAGGAAGAGAAGAUCAGGGAAGAAGAGGGGUCCUGGCAUGGGCAAACAGAGAGGGGAAUGGGCGGUGGGGAGGAGAGGUGUAGUUUUGUUUUGGGGGAAGAGGCUGUGCACAAGGAUGGCUUCCAACAGGAUGGCAUAGUCCCUUUCAGGGGUAGGCGUCCCCCCAUCGGCGGCAGCGACUGCAGCUUGAGGCGGCGAGGGACAUCCAUCGGAGGAGAGGCAGGAGACCUUAGUCCAGAGCCGGAGGGAGGAGUGCGGCGUCACCAGGGCCUGUGAGCACCCGCCCAGCAGCGCUCCAUCCCCCAGGGCAGGAUGGACAGGCUGCGGCAGGUGCUCAGGAGGAGGUCGGCCAAGGUGCUCUCCAUGGGAGAGGAGAGCAGCAGGGAGCCUGGGCAGGAGGAGCGGGGCCCCACCUGCCGUGAUGAGGAGGGGCCCAUCAGGGCAAGGAGCUGGCUGUGCCCCAUCUGCUGCCGAAGUAAACUGGCAGCUCCCAGCGGCAGGGGAAAGGAGGGAAAGAAAUCAGCCACCUCCAAGUCCAGAUGGAGGUGGCCAUGGGUGCGCCUGGGCAGGCGGGAGCCAGCGCCAUCACAGCUCCCGGCACCCGAAGAGCCGUGCAGCUCCCCUCCUGGGUCAUGGGGCAGCCUGGAGCCCGGCCCUGCAGCCCCGCAGCAGGAGGCAGCCCCGUGCCAAGCCGGGGACGAGGGCCCAGCUGCCCUGGGGCAGGAGCUGAGCCAGGCCCACAGCAGCCCCUGCCUGAGCCGCAGCUCCUCCUGGGAUGACUGGCACACGUCCCAGGAGUCCGGGAGCACCAGCCCCAGCACCAGCUCCUCCUCCUCCUCCUCCUCCUUGGACUCUGAAAAGUCCCAAGAGGCCCAAAGCACCAGCACGAGCACGAGCAGCAGCUCCUCCUCGGAGGACAGCGAUAGCUCGGAGGAGUCCAACACCACCAGUUCGACCAGCAGCUCCUCCUCGGAGGACUCCAGUAGCUCCCUGGAGUCUGGGACCAGCCCGGCCCCCGGUGCCACCUGCACAGUGAUUCCCAGCCCAGCCGGCGAGGAGCUGGAGGAAGAGGAGGAGGAAGAGGAGGAGGAGGAGGAAGAUGGAAGGUCCCCGGAAGAAGCUGCCCUCCUCCUUGUGAAGAAACACCUGCAGGACCCCGGGGAGAUGCUGGACGGGAAGGACAGGCAGCGCUUCCUGCUGGCCAUCAUCAGCCUGACCAUCGCCGCGGACCAGAGCAGAGAGGUGGCUGUGGAGCUGGAGGACCUGAAAGCGGCCGUGCUGGAGAGGAUCGUGGACCUGAUGGAGACCAUCUCAGUGGAGGGCGACCGAAAACACAUCCUGGCGUACAGCAUAGACGCCAUCCGCUGCCUCAGCGACCCGAAGCUCAGCCUGGAGCCAGAGCUGGAGUCGCGCCUCCUGCGGGCCGCCGUGGAGAAGAGCUUCCUGGCCAUAGGGCGUGAAACCCAUCGAAACCAGGUCGUGCAGCGACUGUACGAGGAGUACCUGGAGGGCCUGCUGUGCUGCGUCUUGUCCAGCGCCCCCAGCCUGGGCAAGCUCUACUCCAUCUGGGAGCACUUUACAUCGUGGACUGAGGCGCCGGAUGCCCAGCACCGUGCACUGGGCAUGAAGAUCAUGACCGGCGCCAUUGCCUUUGCUGUGCAGCUCCUCCCACAAUUUGAGGGCUCCUCUGACAUACUGGAGGUGGGGGACAUGGCAGCCCGCCUGGGUCUGUCCAUCAACGACCCGGAGGAGACCAUCAGCUGCAAGGCCAGGGCGUGCAUGUAUUUGCUCGCUCAAAUCCUCCUUCAUCAGAGGGGCCAAGACAUGCAAGGGGCAGAGGAGCUGCGGUGCAAGCGCCAGAACGAUCAGAGCCAGGUCCAGAAGUACAGGGACCUGGCGAGAGUGGGAGAGGGGCUGAGAAAGAUCUUGCUGGAGGAGCAAAGGAGAGCUUUCCUGCAGAGGGCCCUUCAUGCAGUUCGCAAUGGACCGAUGCACAUCAGCCAAGCUGGGCUGGUUUUCCUGUAUGCAAUCUUGGGGGAAGCCGGCCGCUUGAUGGGGCACAAGGAGAAAGAAAUCCCCAUCAGGGUCCUGAAUAAGGUCUUCAUUAUCACCUACCUGAAGGAGCUGCCUAAAGAUCUGCAAGGGCACAGCCUGCUGGUCACCUCCUCCAGCGCCAUCGCCUCUCUCCAGCCGCCCACACUUGCUCCUGCAGCAACACCUGCAGACCACCUCAACCCUGACAGCACCUCCAUGAGAGAAGAUGACCUCCCCAACCUCACCGGGAGCCCGAUGGCUACAGAGAAAAGCUGCAACAGCGCUGAAGCCACCACACACGUCACCGACUGACAAGUCAUCAUCCAGUCUGAGCCGUCCGCCACAGCCAAAUCAGCCUCUGCAAGAGGAGCAGCCUGAGAAACCCUCGUGGUGAAGAACUUGAAUAUCUUCCAGACCAGCUCUGCAAAGGGCUGGGGAAAGACCAGGCACCAUGAGUUUGUAGUGCCCAGGUUGCCAAGUGGAGGAUGCUCUUGUUGUGUGGAUGGCAUUUUGUGACCCCUGCCUCAGGGCUUUGGCCGGUCGCCAUUUGGGGCCAGGAAGGAAUUUUUUCCCCCUUCAUUUAUGGAACCAACUUCGGGGGGUUUUUUGCCUUCCUCUGAGGCAUCGGGCAUAAUCAGACCAUCCCGGCGUCUGUUGUGUUAGUAGCCUGUCCUUGAAUCCAUCGAGAGCCAUUCAGGGAGUGAAGAGAGCAAAGGCAUAAACCACGUGCACUGUUGAACAUAGAUUUAGUGUAAUGUGUCAUGUUGAACAUAGAUGUUAUAGAAACUAAGAGGAGAUGUAGGAUAAUAAAGUUAAGCUUUAGUUUUCUUUUCUUAUAA